Molecule: messenger RNA, 1120 nt
Organism: Eurytemora carolleeae
Lineage: Eukaryota; Metazoa; Arthropoda; Copepoda; Calanoida; Temoridae
Product: carbonic anhydrase
Exons: 16
Coding region: 1-993 (330 amino acids)
Molecular function (GO): zinc ion binding; carbonate dehydratase activity
Source: RefSeq, a predicted model, not a curated record
AUGAAGAGACAAAGACGUAACAAAUUGAAGUAUACAAUUAGUAAUGAUCACCAUCGAAUUUUCUUCAACCUAAGCCUAUACCUCCUGUCAUCUUUCGGGAAAACUCCGUAUAAAAAAACAGGGAAGAAAACUGUGCUAUCUCAGGGAUCCAGUUGGGGAUAUUCUGCCGACAACGGUCCUGACAAAUGGGCUGAAAAAUAUCCUCUCUGUGGAGCAUCUUCUCAAUCUCCUCUAGAUCUAGAUGUUUCAACUGCUCCAGCUAGUAAUGUCACUGGGGCUUUGGAGUUCAUCGGAUAUGAGACUCCUCUGCCAGCUACAGUCAGUCAAAACAGCCACACUUUCACCUUAAAACCUAUAGAAGCCAAGACUGCAAAGUUGUGUUUAAAGGAAGGAUCCGAGAAACUUUUAUUCUGUCCAGGUGAUAGUCUUCCCACAAUCAAAGGUGGAAGUCUUCCCGUUGGUGAAAUAUUUGAAUUUGCUCAAUUCCAUCUCCAUUGGGGAAAAGAUGAUACCAAGGGGUCUGAACACAGACUGGUUGGUGCCAUGCUCCCAGCUGAAAUCCAUUUGGUGCACUGGAAUAAGAAGUAUGGGGAUUUCGGGACUGCAGCAGCUCAAUCCGAUGGACUAGCAGUUGUGGGUUUCUUUUACCAGGUUGCAGCCAGCUCUAACGCUAAAUACACCCCUAUUCUUGACGGAUUAAAGAAGCUUCCUGGAACUGAAAACAAUUUUGAAGUUGACAUUGGGUCCAUCACCCUCAACGACUUAAUCCCUGCAGGAGCAACGGAUCAUCUCCAUUAUAAGGGUUCCCUAACAACACCCCCCUGCUUGGAAUCUGUUUUCUGGAAUGUUUUCACUGACAAAAUUGAUCUUUCAGACGCCGAUUUGGCCGUUAUCCGAGGAGUUACCGACGAGACAGGAAAAUCUCUCAGUGAUAACUACAGACCACCUCAGCCAUUGAAUGGUCGCACGGUUUACUCCUUCAAGAAAGCUUGAACAAGAGGAAAAAGGAAAGAAAACAGAAGAAGUUUUACUUUAGUUUAUUUGCAACUUUUUAGCAACAGCACACUUUUUUUAUUAUUUAUAAUAAUCUUUUAAUAAUAAUAAACAAUAUGUUUUCUUA